Molecule: messenger RNA, 1229 nt
Organism: Phragmites australis (common reed)
Lineage: Eukaryota; Viridiplantae; Streptophyta; Magnoliopsida; Poales; Poaceae
Exons: 1
Coding region: 560-1042 (160 amino acids)
Source: RefSeq, a predicted model, not a curated record
CCCUUAUAUUCAUUGGCGUAUUUGCAAAUGGUUCGAUGGCAAUCAUUUUUUCCUGCUUUUUCCAUAGCUUUUGAUGGGACUGGGUCGAUGUUUUAGUUGGUUACCCGCCAUUGGCUGCUGUUGCAAGUCUUGGUAGCAGUUCUCAAACCGCAUUUCUUUCAGUUCCAUGGUGUACAUGUACCUGUGUGCUUCAACAGAGAAAUCGUUCAACUAACCAGUAGUAACGGAAACGCACAUAACAACACGUGACCGAUGCACUCGCUUCACACAAUAUGUGUGCUUGCCCUGACGCGUGCCUUGCUUUCUUCCAUGUCUUAAUGCGUAGGCCAAGCUUGAGAACAAGAAACACCUAGUCCCUAUUAACGGGCGAGGUCGCUUCAAAGAAUCAACGAAAUCGAUUCCUCAACUCGGGCAGCUCAAGCAACGUUAACCUCUAGCUCACUCGUCCAAGCAACCGAUGCGGUCAGGCUAAGCUCUUCUCCAUGCCCUCGCCACCUCGCCCUCGUCCUCCCUCGUCGCCCCAAUUGCUCCUGCCUCCCCAAUUGUUCUCCGUCCACCAAUGUCGUCCUGUGCGGCGGAGACCGGGCUGGUGGCCAUGGACUGCCUGGUGGUGUGCUGCUGCUGCCCGUGCCUGGUGCUGCAGGUCACCGUCUUCCUCCUCGUCAGGCUGCCCAAGAAGGUGGUCGUCAAGACCAAGAGGAUCGUCCUGAGGAGAUGGCACAGGAGAAGACCAGCGCCGGCGAAGGCAGCUGGCUGCCCGGCAUCAGCAGGCUUGAAGCUGGAGGAGCUGCUGGACCUGGACGACGGUUUUGGAGGUGCGUUUGGGAUCGGAGUUGGGUGCAGUGACGGCGGCGAUGGUUGGAAAGAGAGACGUUUCGCGGUCGAUGACGACAGCGUGUGGGAGGCGAUCGUCGAGCAGGAAGGCCUCUUCUGGUUCGGGAGCUUCUGGGGCCGGCCGGAGCAGGAGCGCCCGGCGUCAGGAGAUGAUCGGAUGGAUGAAGACUUCAGGUUACCUGUGGCGUUAGAGAGAGUAUGUGAGUAGGCUAAACGGUUUGAUCCAAGCGUCGUGCACUCGACGAUGUAAAAAUGAGUUUUCAAAGGAUUUCAUUCGGAGUAGCGCUUACAUACAUCCUCUAGUUAGCAUAUACUCAAUGUACAUAUCAACAUGCCAUGAACCAUGAUCACGGCAGAAAGAAUAAUCACAGCGUAUUGAGAUAUAAAUUCCGUUU